AUGACUGCAAAGGAGCGCCUGAAUUGGCAGAACGGCCUGCGGUCGAGCCCCGCGCCGGCGAAGAAGAACGCGCGGCCGUCGUCGCGCCGCGGCAAGGCGCCGCCGCUGUCCGCCUACGGCGGUCUGAGUAGCGCGCGGCGCCGCCGGUCGCCGUCGCUGAAGUCGUCGCUGCACGAGGACGCGGCGCGCGCCGCGGCGCGCGCGCUGCGGCCGGGCACCGCGGAGCACCGGCACCCGAUGCCGCUCGACCUCGCGCGGACGCUGCUGGACGAGAUGUGGAGCCGCGCGACGGCUUCCCGGGGCUGCGGCACCCUGGGGACGACGCCGAAGCUCCGCGCGACGCGGGUCAACGACACCUGGAGCCCCUACGAGCACGCGCUCCCGGAAAAGGCCGUGCAGGAGGCCAUGGCCGUGCUCGACGUCCGCGGCGUCACGCCGGAGCACCAGCGGUGGCUGCUGCAGCUCCUGCUGCGCGUCGAGGCGGACCCGCUCCUCGACUGGCGCGCCAAGCUUCAGCGCCUCGACCGCUACCUCGUCGCGCCCAUCGCCUUCGCCGGGAGCCCGGACGCGUACCGCGACUGGGCGCCCCACGGGCCCUGGGACGCGGCGGACGCGUACUCGCCCGCGACCAAGUCGCUCGUCGCCGGCACCUACGGCCGGGACGCGACGCCGCCCGAGGCGCGGCCCGACGCCGCGGCGAUAGGACCGCGGUCCGCGGCGGCGGCGCGGCCCGAGGCGGCGGCGAAGACGCCCGCGACGUCGCGCCGCGCCGCGUCGCCGCCCGCGACGGCCGCGGCGGCGACGGCCGCGGCGGCGACGCCGGGCUCCUCCGUCCGCCGCGAGCUCUCCUUCGACGUCACGACCGAAAAGCCGCCGCCGCGGCGCGCCGUCUCCGUGCGCUUCGACCCGCCGCCGCCGCCCCGCCCCGACGCCGCGCCGCCGAAGCCCGCGCCGCCGAAGAGCCCCUACGCGGCGCCGGUCCGGAGCCCGCCGAGGAGCCCGCCGCCGGACGUGAGCCGCCUCGCCGCGCGCCGCGCGAGGGCCGCGGCCGAGGCCCGGGCCGCCCCGGAGCUCCCCGCGCCGGCGCGGUCCGAGGAUCUCGAAAGCCGGCGGGCGACGCGCGACGGCUUGGAGCGGUCCGAGGAGCUCGAAAGCUGGCGGGCGACGCACGAUAGCUUGGACCGGUCCGAGGAGCUCGAAAGCUGGCGGGCGACGCACGACAGCGUCGGCGGCGAGCUGCCGCUCACGCCCGGGCAGCGCGCGAUCCGGUUGCUCUGGCCCGACGGCGACGCCUCCGACGGCCGCGCGUUCGACGCGCCGUGGACGGCGACGGAGAAGAUCGCCUCGGUCAUGCGGACGGCGAACGCGUCGACGCGGCGCGCGUCCCUGGGGCCGGGCUUCGCGGAGCCCGCGGCGCGGCGGCGCGAGCGGAAGCCCGCCGCCGAGCCGCCGCCGACCGGGGCCGCCGCGGCGCCGAAGAUCGUCGACGAGAUGCGCAUCCUGGCGCUGAUGAAGCGGAGCGCCCUCGUGCUGCCCAUGGGCGCGCUGCUCCUCUGGCGGGGCACCGUGCGCCGCGCGCGGAACCGGGCCCUCCUCGACGCGCGCGCGUCGGCGUCGCCGCCGGGGUCGCCGGGCAGCGACGACGACGGCUUCCACGCGUCGAUCCUCACGGCCGCGACGAGCCGCAUGUUCGACGACGUCAUCCUGAGCCGCGUCUACGUCGCCUGGCGCACGCACGCGGCGAAGAUGGUGCUCUGCGACGAGCACUGCGCGCGGACCCUCGCGCUCGGCGCGCUCGCGCGGCUCGGGGCGAACCGCGACCGCCGCGUCGCGCGGCGCCGCGCGCGCGCGGCGACGCGCGCGUCGAGCCUGCUGCGGCGCGCGGCGGACCGGCGGGCCUACGCGGCGCUGCGGGCCGCGGCGAAGGUCGCGCAGGCCCUCGCGCGGGGCCGCGCGGCGCGCCGGGCCUACGCGGCCGCGCGGCGCGCGGCCGUCGCCGUCGAGGCCGCGGCGCGCGCGGCGGCGGCGCGGCGGCGCGUGCGCGCCCUCCGGGAGCGGCGCAGACGGGCGGCGACGACCGUCCAGGCGCGCGUCCGGCGCCGCGCGGCCGCGCGCGCCUACGGCGUCCUCCGGCGGAGGGCCGUCGACGUCCAGGCGCGCGCGAGGCGGGCCGCGGCGCGGCGGGCGUACGCGCGCGCGAUCGCCGCGGCGACGGCCAUCGCCGCGCUCGGGCGGAAGCUCGCGCCGCGGCGGCUCCGGCGCGCGGCGCUCCGGGCCGCCGUCGCCGUCCAGGCGCGCUGGCGCGCGACGCUGGCGUCGACGGGCUUCGCGGGCCUCCGCGCGGCCGCGAUCGCCGUCGAGGCGCUCGUCCGCCGCGGCCUCGCGGUCCUGGCCUACGGCCGCAAGCGCCGAGCGGCGACGGCGCUCGCGUGCGCGGCGCGCCUGCGGGCCGCGGUCGCCGCGCUCCGCCGCGCGCUCCGCGCGGCGACGGCGGUCGCGACCGCCGCGCGCGGCCGCCUCGCGGCCGACGCCUUCGCGCGGGCCGCGCGCCGCGUGCUCGCCGCCCAGGCCUUCGCGCGGGCCGCCGCCGCCGCGCGCCUGCGCCGCGCGCUCGCCGCGGAGAGGGCGCGGCGCGUCGCGGCGGCGACGGCGCUCGAGGCGCGCGCGCGGCGCCGGGCCGCGCGGCGCGCGCUGCUGCGGGUCCGCGCCGCGGCGACCUUCGCCGCGGCCGCGGCGCGGCGGGACGCGGCGGUGCGGAACUUGAAGCGCUGGCGCGCGGCGUGCGUCGCCGCGCAGCGCUUCCGCCGCGGCGCCGCGGCCGCGGCGCGCCUCCGCGCGGCCCUCGCCGCCGCCCUGCGGCUCGAGACGUCCGUCGGCCGCGCGCUCGUCGCCCGGGCCGCGGCCGCGGUGCGGCGCCGCGCCGCCGACGCGGUGCGGAGGUGGACGCGGAGCCGCGCGUGGCGCCGGCGGCGCGCGCGGCGGCGGCUCCAGGCCCUCGCGCGCGCGCGAAAGGCGCGACGUGAUCGCGCCGAGGCGCUCGGCGCGGCGGCGACCAUGGCGCGGACCUGGCGCUGCGCGCUCGCGCGGCGCCGCGCGCUCGCGCGCGCGGCCGCGGGCGCCGCGCUCCGCCGCGCCGCCGCGCGCCACCUCCGGCGGCGCCUCGACGCCGCGGCCGUCGGCGCGCAACGGCGCGCGCGGGGGAUCGGCGCGCGGCGGCGGCUCCGCCGCGGCGCGCGGGCCGUCGUGCGGGUGCAGGCGUCCGCGCGGCGCCGGUCGGCCGGUCGCCGCUUCCGCGACGUCCUCGGCCGCGCCGCGCGCCUCGAGGCCGCGGCCCGCGGCUUCCUCGCGCGGCGCCGCGGCGCCCGGCGAAACGCGGCCGCGGUCUGGCUCCAGGCGGCCGCGCGCGUGACGCUCGCGCGGCGCGCGGCGAAGCGCGCGCGGCUCCGGGCCCGGAGCCGCGACCGGCGCCUCGGCCGCUUCCAGGCGCUCGUCCGCGGCCACGCGGUGCGCGUACGCGUCGCCGCGCGGCGCCGCGUCGCCGCGAACCUCCAGAGGCGCGCGCGCGCGAAGGCGGCCGCGAAGCGCGUCGCCGCGUCGCGGGCCACCGCCGCCGCCGCGAAGCGCGUCGCCGCGGCCGUCGUCGUCGCGGCGGCCGCGCGCCGUCGCGCGGCGGUGGCGCGCCUCGGGGUCGCGCGCCGCGGUGCCGUCGGCCUGCAGGCGCUCGCGCGGGGCGCCGCCGCGCGGUCCCGGUACGCGGCGCGGCGCGCGGCGGCGAUCGCGCUCGAGGCGCUCGCGCGGCGGCGGCUCGGCGCGCGGCGCGCGCGGGACCUGCGGCUCCUCGCGGCGCUCGAGCGGCGCGCGCUCCGCGACGAUCUAGGGCGGGCGGCGCUCGCGCGGAUCCGCGCCGCGGCCUUCGAGCGGCGCGCGCGGCGGCGCCGCGACCGCGACGCGCGCCAGGGCCUCGACCUCUGGCGCCUGGGCCGCGCGACGACGUGCUGGCGCGACGCGGCCCUCGCGCGCCGCGACAGAUGGGCCGCCGUGCGGGGGCUGCUGGCCGCGGCCGCGCGGCGCGGCGCCGCCCGGGCCGUCGCCGCGUGGCGGGCCGCCGCGCUCCGGGCGACGGCGCGGCGCGACCGCGCGCGGAAGCGGCGGGCCGUCGCGCGGCUCCGCGACGCGUCCCGCGCCGCGCGCGCGGCGCGGGGGCGGAACCGCGCCGUCGCGCGCGCGGCGCUCUACGCCUGGCGCCGCGCGCGCGUCGAGAGCGAGCGCGACGGCCGCGAGACGCGCGCCGCGGACGCGCACUUCCGGUCGAACCUCCUCCAGCGCGUCUUCUCGAGCUGGUGGCUCUGGGUCGUCGGCUGGAGCGAGGCCCUCGUCCGCGCGGGGCUGCCCCGGGACAAGGACGCACCGCGCGCCAUGCUGCGACGGCUCGCGCUCGCCGCGCUGGCGACGCUCUGCGCCGAGUCGCUGCCGCUGCGGCGGCCGGGGUGGCUCGCCCGGCCGGGGUGGCUCGCCGUCCGCGGCGGCGGCCCCGUGCCCGGCACGAUGCCGAACGCGACGGACUCGUCGAAUCCGUCGGCGGUCGUGAACACGAGCGCGAGCGGCGCGGACGGCGCCGUCGCCGCGGCCUCGACGGCGGCCCCCGCGUCGACGCGGUCGGCGACGAAGGCGACGAAGAAGAAGGUCGCGGGGCGCGCGGCCGCCAAGAAGCCCGCGGCCGCCGCGUCGCCGAAGAAGAAGAAGGCGAAGAAGCCCGCGGCGGCGGCGGCGCCCAAGGCGUCGGCGUCGGCCGCCGCCGCGCCGGCUGUGCCCAAGGCGCCCAAGGCGCCGGCGUCGGAGGCGCCGGCGGCGCCCAAGGUAUCGGCCACCAAGGUAUCGGCGCCCAAGGCGACGAAGCGCAAGGCGCCGCGGAAGCCCAAGGCCGCGACGUCGGGCCCGGCGGGCUUCGCGAAGCCCAAGGCGCCGGUGUCGAAGCCCAAGCCGAAGGUCGCCAAGCCGGCCGCGGCCGAGGCCGCCGCGGCCGCGGCCGCGCCGAAGAAGGUCGCGGCCCCGACCACGCCGAAGAAGGUCGCGACUCCGACGCGGCCGGCGCCGUCGCCGAAGGCGGAGGCGUCCGCGCCGGCGCCGCGGCCGCCGCCGCCCGCGCGGCCGGCGCCGCCGAAGCCCGAGCCGCGCGCCGCCGCCGCGCCGCCUGCGGCCGCGUCGUCCGCGCCGCCCGCGGCCGCUUCGUCCGCGCCGGCGCCGCCCGCCGAGGCGGUACCGCCGCCGCCGGCCGCGGCCCCGGCGGCCGCCGCGCCGCCCAUGGCCGCCGCGGCCGCCGCGGUCGGCGGGCUCGCCGCGUUCGCCGCGCCGCCCGCCGGCGCCGCGCCCGUCGCCGCGCCGAUGUCCGCCGAGGACGCGGCGGCGCGGCAGGCCAUCGCGGCGGCGGCCGCCGCGUCGGCCGUCGCGCCGAUGCCCGAGAAGCACGACGCCAAGGGCAUGGCGCGGCGGGCGGCGAAGAAGGCGCUCAAGGGCAGCUUCGCGACGUCCGCGGCGCUCGCGUGCGCCGUCGCGACGCGGGCGGCGCCCCAGGCGAACGCCGUCGCCAUCGGCGCGACCAUCGGCGCCUUUUGCCGCACGUUCGUCGCGUUCUACUACGCCAUCGCGCUCUCCGCCGUGCGCGCGCUCGCGUUCCAGGGUUUAAGAGGCGCGCCCGCGAGGUGCGCGGACCCGCAGACGGCGGGCAGGUCGUCGAGCGACGCGUUCGGCGCGGCGCGCACGAGCGCGGCGAGGGCGACGACGGCCCAGCGGGUGAUCACCAUGAAGACCGCCAUCCUCCUCGCCGCCGGCGCCUCGGCCUGCUUCGACAACGACUGGCUCAUCAACGUCAGCGGCUCCGUCGAGAACGCCGCCUCCUGCCCCGGGUCCACGGACGGCGAGGUCUGCGCGCCGGACGGCUCGUCGAACUACCACUCCUGGAGCGGCACCUACGACGCGUCCACGGGCAAGUUCACGGGGACGAUGACGACGAACCUGUGCGCGAACGACCACUGGGGGUUGUUCAUGCCCUACGCGAACCACACGGCGCGCUGCACGGAGCAGACCUUCCCGGCGCCGGACUACGCCUCGGACCCGCCCCACGCGGCGCCGCUCCGCGGCCGCGUCGGCAUGACGCUCAACGGCGUCAACAUCUACGGCCCCGAGGAGGCGGGCUUCGGCGUCGGCAUGAACCCGGAGCCCUGCGCCGACGGCUCGGGCUCCUGCUGGGCCGGCGUCGACGUGCCGACCUGCGAGUUCUCCCUCGACAUCACCUGCAACGGCACGGAGAACGUGAACCACGGCCUCAUGCUCGACACGUGCGGCGGCCACGCGCUGCCCUGCGCGUCUUCCGGCGCGCACUCGCCGCUCAUCGGCGUGUCGCUCGACGGCUACGGCGUCUACGGCCUCUACGAGGGCUUCGAGGACGGCAACCAGACCAGGCCCGACGAGCGCGCCCGCGGCGUUUCCCAAGUCGCGCGUUUUGGAAAAGACAUCCGCCCCCGCCGCAGCCUCGACGCCUGCAACGGCCACACGCACGGCGUCCCCGCGAACUCGACCUACGGCGUCGACGAGGGCACGGUCUACGCGCGCCGCCGGCGUUUUCCAAGGAAGAUCUCCGAGUGCGCGUGCUACGACCGCUGCGACACCGUCUCCUCGGGCUGCAAGCACACCUGCGACGUCCUCGUCAACCAGAUGGGCUACAACUGCUCCGAGCUCUACGCGCCGGGCAUGAAGUACGAGGGCUGGUGCGACAAGACGUCGCGCUUCGAGGGGCGGAACAUGAAUCGCUUCGGCGCGCCGGUCAAAGCCAAGGGCGCCAUCGUCCGCGAAGCCGCCGCGCUGGACUCGGCCAAAGUCGGCACCUUGCAAGCCAAGCAGGCCUGCGCGAGCGACGCGUCGUGCUACGUCGACGGCAAGGAGCGCGUGCGCCUCGUGGAACCGUUGGCGGGCUGGGUGUCGACGAAAUGCCUGGCGGCCGUGCGCGAGCCUGCGGCGGACGCGGACCGCACCAUGGUCGACGCGCGCGGCCGCGGCCUCGCGGACGUGGCGUCGUCGGGCGCCGACGCGUCCACGAAGUGCCUCUGGCUCGACAACAACGCCAUCGAAACCGCGGACGUGUCGGGCUGCCCCGGGCUCGAGACGCUCGUGCUGACGAACAACCGCGUGGCGACAGUCGUCGGCGCGCUCGACGAGCUGCGCGAGUUCGUCGCCAACGGGAACGCGCUCGCGGCGCUGCCGGGCGGCUUGGGCAAAGCGCGCGACAUCGUCCUCGACGACAACGCGCUGGCGGCGCUGCCGGAGGCGCUCGGCGACCUCGGCGAGCUCCAGACGUUGUUCGCGCAGCGGAACGAGAUCGCGUCGCUGCCCGCGGCCGUCGGCGCGCUCGGCCGUCUGCAGACGCUGGGCCUCGCGGGCAACCUGCUGUCGCGCGUGCCGCGGGAGCUCGGCCGCGCGACGCAUCUGCGCCGCCUCGAGCUCCGACACAACCGCCUCGCGGCGCUCCCCGACGAGCUCGGAGACCUCGCGCUCCUGGAAGCGCUCCUGUUGGACCACAACCGCCUCGCGGCGCUCCCGCGGCUCGACAGGCUCGACCGGCUCGAAGUCUUGGACUGCGCGCGGAACGAGCUUAAGAGCUGCGAGCUCGCGGGCCUGACCCGCCUCCGCGAUGCGAGCUUGGACGACAACCGCCUCGCGGCGUGCCCCGAGACGCCGCCGAGCCUCGCGCGGCUCUGGCUCCACGGCAACGGCCUCGCGGCGCCGCCCACGCGGGCCCGCUGCUACGUCGAGCGCGGCGACGGCGCGGUCCUCGGCGCCGGGGUUGCGACGCUGCCGUUUCGGAACUUCGCGGCCGCGAAGCGCGCGCGCCACUGCGUCGUCGCCUUUGGGGUCGAGCGGCUCGGCGAGUGGGGCGGCGUGCUCCACCGCGCGCGGCCCGACGUCGACGCGGGCUUCGUCUUCGACUCGCGGCGCACGGGCUACGCGGACGCGGGCGGCUUCCGGUCCUGGCUCGAGACGCUCGCGGACACCUACGACGUGCUGAGCUUCGUGGGCAGCUCCCAGGGCGCCUUCGGGUGCCUACGCCACGCGGACGUCGCGACGGGCGCGGUCCUCGCCUUCUCGCCCAUGCGCCACGACUGCAACGUCCCCGCCGUCGACUGGCAGGCGACGUUCCCGCCGCUCGCGGGCGGAGGAGCCGCCGUCCGCGUCGUCGUCGGAAAAGCGCACGCGCGCGACGUCCGCGCGGCGCGCGAGCUCCGGAGCGCGCUCGGCCCGGCGGUGGCGGUCGUCGAGCUCGACUCCGCGGGCCACGGCGCGGACAUGCUGAUUCCCGACCGGGCGGCGCUGGACGCGUACGUGCGGGAGGGGCUGCCGAGGUUCAUGAGCGCGUCCGCGGAGGCCUCGCCGUGCCACGACGGCGCGUCGUCGCCCCAGGACGCGUCGGCCUGGACGCCGUCGCCCGACGGGUCGAUGAGGUACAUGUUCCAGCUCCACAAAUGGUAG
Aureococcus anophagefferens is the source of this 8520-nucleotide messenger RNA. RefSeq lists its product as hypothetical. The record is from RefSeq and is a predicted model, not a curated record. Lineage: Eukaryota; Pelagophyceae; Pelagomonadales; Pelagomonadaceae. The coding region runs from base 1 to 8520 and encodes 2839 amino acids. The transcript has 11 exons. Gene Ontology annotation, molecular function: protein binding.